Messenger RNA from Eruca vesicaria subsp. sativa (arugula), 543 nucleotides. The record is from the annotation of a GenBank genome assembly. Lineage: Eukaryota; Viridiplantae; Streptophyta; Magnoliopsida; Brassicales; Brassicaceae.
AUGAAUCAAUACAACUUUCAGCAGAACGCCUUCAUGUCUCGCGAGGAGAUGAUGGGAUUUGAUCGCAGCAGCAGCAAGGAGGAUCUUGUCGUUUGUCCUAAGCCUCAACGAGUGGCUAACCUAAUUCGCUGCCCUCUCAGAUUACAUAUGAGUCAAACUGCUGCUGCUGAUCUGUGUGAUGCUAAAGCUGGUGCAGAGCUUUUGGACAUCAUUCGUAGAAAGGACAAUGGAACAAUAGGGCAGUUAGUAUCAUCAUCCCCACCGUAUUUUCCCGGUUCACCUCCGAGUAGAGCAGCGAACCCAUUAGCUCAAGAUGCUCGCUUUCGUGAUGAGAAGGUUAAUCAACUCUCACCAAACUCUCCUUUCCUUCAGCUCAAUUCAUCAUCCGCCUUUCCUUCUCCAUCUCCAUCAUCAGCAUCUUCGUCGUCGUCUCGUGGAUGCGUUAGGAUGAAAUUUGGACUUAAACAACCAGCAGUUAGAGUAGAAGGGUUUGAUUGCUUGAACCGUGACCGUCAGAGCUCGAGCAUCCCUGCCAUGGCUUAG